Archocentrus centrarchus (flier cichlid) is the source of this 1755-nucleotide messenger RNA. RefSeq names its product nuclear factor of kappa light polypeptide gene enhancer in B-cells inhibitor, zeta (gene nfkbiz). Gene Ontology annotation, cellular component: nucleus. Gene Ontology annotation, biological process: regulation of gene expression. NCBI's taxonomy places the organism in Eukaryota, Metazoa, Chordata, Actinopteri, Cichliformes, Cichlidae. The record is from RefSeq and is a predicted model, not a curated record. Bases 300 to 1592 code for a protein of 430 amino acids. The transcript is spliced from 12 exons. Gene Ontology annotation, molecular function: protein binding.
GCCAUCUAAAGCUUUCGAAGCUUUCAGUUUGGGCAGGUGCUCGAUAACAAGAACACGUUGGCUUUUUUUCCCCAAUUCUCAGGCUUCAUCCUACAGAUGCUCCAGCAGUGGUGCACACCUUAACGGACACACCCCAGUAACCCUGUCAAGGAGGAAAUUGUGCCUGGUGUGGGGCUUUUCGUGGUGCACUUGUUCCUCAUUUCUGAUCCUGCAUUGACACGACAAAAGGUGGUGUGUGAGCGGAGCAGAGAAACCUGACAGAGAAACCUGGCAGAGUGUCAGUGAAUGACUCUGUAAACAUGCUGGAUCCAAGAGGGAAUGACAGCAGAGGAGGCCAGACUCUGGUGGCCACCAAAUUCAGAGGGCCUUUGUUUACUGAUGCGAAGCACUCGCAGGUGAAAACUGUGAAACAAAUGCUGAUGAUGAGACGUAAAAAUCAACAGAACAGCUUCCAAGACGACUACAGGUCGGAGCCCAAACACAAGUCUCCAAAAUAUGAAACCUUUCCCGCUGAUGUGAAUCACCAUCAGUUAAGCCCUCCAGCAUUUGUCAAUCUAAAUUCCACUGCCCUGUUUCCGCCUGAAGCAAAUGCUCUCAUGAAACAAGAGUUUCUCGUGACUCGACAACAAAUGGAGUAUGCCUCUGGGCAUCCAGGCAUGCGGGAACAAAUGUCUCCGGCUUCUGAAGGAAAGAUGACAUUGUUUCAGUGGCAAAUACAGCAAGAGGCGCGGAAAGUUGAAGGCCUUUCACCAGAGCUGCUGAACAUGCAGGAUGCAGACGGUGACACAUUCCUUCACAUAGCAGUGGCGAAAGGUCUGCGGGCUCUGGCUUAUGUGCUCUCUGCAAAAAUGGCUGGAUUUGGCUCUCUGGACAUUAAAGAGCACAACGGGCAGACCCCUCUCCAGAUCGCGGCUGCCACCAACCAGCACUUAAUUGUCCACGACCUCCUGGUACACGGAGCACAGGUCAACAUGAGAGACUCCUGGGGUCGCUCUCCGCUGCAUGUGUGUGCUGAGAAGGGUCACUUUCUCAGUCUGCAGGGUAUCUGGAGGACCCUAACAGGAAGUAGUCAACUGAUUGAUGUAGAAAUGUUCAGUUACGAUGGUCUGACUCCGCUUCAUAUGGCCGUCUUGUCUCACAACGCUGUUAUUAAGGAGAUGAGGAACCUGGAAAAUCCUUGUUCUUACAUGACAAUGGAGUUGGGGCAGAGGAAGCACGUGUACGUUGAGUGUAUCAAGAUUUUGCUGUGCAUGGGCGCCUCCUGUGGGACAAAGGAUCUAAAAAGUGGACGGACAUCUCUCCACAUGGCCUGUGAGGAAGCAAAUGUGGAGCUCCUGAGGAUUUUUCUUGACCAGCCAACAAUGCUGUCUAUUGUAAAUGUAAAGACGUUCAGCGGGAACACGGCCCUGCACAUCGUCAGCUCUCUGCUGAAUCAUAAAACUCAAGCCGAAGCAGUGAAGCUUCUGAUGAGAAAGGGAGCCGAUCCCGGUGUCAGAAACUUAGAAAACGAGCUGCCGUCUCAGCUGACACCUGAUGGACCCGUGGGGGACAAGGUGCGACAGUUCCUGAAAGGGAAACAUUUUCAUGCUUAAGUAAAGUCGAAGAACACUGUCAGUCAGACAGUCCAGUCUAUGAAAAUAUGAUUUGCCAAACAUGGCAGAUGGUGGUUGUUUCAGUGAAACAUGCCAAUUUGUUCAUUACUGUGUAAUGCUUAUUAGAAAAACAAAGACAAAAAUAGUCAUGUCUAAUUUUUUU